AAACGAUUGACAGGUCACGUGAUGAAAGCUAGGAACGCUAGGAAAUUAUGUAGAAAUUUGCUGGGCUAUUUCAACAAGAAAUAUAGAAGAUUUCACCUAAAAUUGGACAUAAGAGAUGCCGGGGACGGUCCGUAUAAAGAUCACGGAGCUGAAUCCCCACCUGAUCUGCGUGUUGUGUGGCGGGUAUUAUAUCGACGCCUCUACCAUCAGGGAAUGCUUACAUUCUUUUUGUAGGACAUGCAUCAUCAAAUACCUUGAGACAACCAAAUAUUGUCCAAUAUGUGACGUCAUGGUUCAUAAAACGAAGCCACUUCAAUACGUCAAAUCAGACAAAAAUCUGCAGGACUUGGUGUAUAAACUUGUUCCGGGACUUUACAAGGACGAAAUGAAGCGACGAAGAGAAUUCUAUUCCAGCCAUCUUGAAGCAGACAAUUCUGACCCCCCGCGACCCAGUGAAGCUCGGGGAUAUGAAGACAAAGACAGGCUCAUUUACACGGAGGAUGAGAAAAUCAGCCUCGCUCUGGAACUUUUCUCAGACGUCCCAGAGUGCACUAAAAAAGAUCCGGAUAAUCCUAAUAGAUUACAGCAGCAAGACAUCCGGUAUUUACAGUGCCCCGCGGCGGUGGCCGUAGCACAUCUAAAGAAAUUCAUCCGCAUGAAGUUUGACCUACCGCCAAAAUACAUGAUCGAUAUCUAUCAUUCGGAUGAACCACUCAAGGAUUUCUUCACAUUAAUGGAUAUUGCUUAUAUAUACACGUGGAGAAGGACAGCACCGCUGAGGCUUCUGUAUACUGUUUACGAACAGCGCACGAAAAAACGGAGAAACUCGAAUGAAGAAGACGUGGGUCAAACACAAAAACAGCCAAAAUUAAAGGAAAAAGACUCCAUGAAACUCAAAGAAAGCAAGCCUACCGAAAAUCGCGAAAGCGCUUCCCCGGAUAGACCACUUGUGGACGAAAAUUCAUCUCCGGAUAAAAACGAAUUAAAAACAAAGGAGACAGAGAGAGAGUGCAAGGAUAAAAUUGAGGAAAAGGUGGACAAGGUCGAGGAUAAUGAUGUCGAUGAACAAACAUUGUCAGGAAGCAAAAGUUUUAAACCGUCAACGAACAAGCCAAAACUAACUGAAAAAGACUGUGUGAAAAAUAUAUUGUCUGGAAAGAAAACAAUACAGAAAUCUCUCCAUGAACAGGGUGGUAAAUUUUUCUCUUCCAAUUUCUACAAACGUAAAGCAGCACUUCAUCCGGAUAUUGGUCCUGAUUCCCCAAUAGAUAUGACCAAGAAAACACUGAAAAAACACAAGGAAUCGAACAUUAAGAAGGUGGGAAAAGAGCAAACAAUGAUGAACGGAAGUCACUUUCCCGGAUACGAGUUCACCGACUAAAUCGUGCAUUGAAGGAAGGAUUAUUAGUCGCUAGUGCAUUUACAUAGACACUUCAUUGUUAUUGCAUGUAGUUCAAUACUUUUUUUGUUAUCGACUUUUUAUAUGAACUUGCCAAUUAUCAAGUAAGUUUACACGGCAAAUUCAACUUUAUAGCUGUUUACGUAAAAAGGGGAAUAAUUCCUUCUUUUCUAUGUAAAGGUGUCGGACACCGAUUCAGUGACUCUAGAAUUCACUACAAUUUUGUCCUGAAUUGAGAAAAGUCAAUGCAUGCCCCAUCUUUGCCAACUAAUUUCAUUCACCUUUUGUACUUAAAGAAGUUUUUUUUUGUCGGUGACCUUACUUAUUUGCUAGUAUAUUAUCCUGUUCCGGACAUUGUUCUCUGUCGGAGUUUUCUGUUCACGUCUGAAUAUUUCAUUAAUCUAAAAGAGGUGCUGUAUUGUUUUGAUACCUGUAUAAAACGAAAUAUAAUUCAACUACUAAGACUAGAAGUUCUUGAACAGUAUUUCAAUUAUAAUUCACUGGAAGUUAGUAAAUAAAAUACAUACACCCGUGUUUAUUUUGUAGUGGAUGCAAAAUGAAGAAAACCAUUUUAAUACAAUUAAAGGUACAUUUUUUUCCAGAUAUAAACACAUGUUCAUGUAUGUGAAUGUAUGUACACGUCAAUUUCCCCUCUCGUACUUCUACACUUUAUAUAAGUAUAAAUAAAUCAUGAAAUUCUAGUAAUUUCGAAAAUAUG
Molecule: messenger RNA, 2117 nt
Organism: Saccostrea echinata
Lineage: Eukaryota; Metazoa; Mollusca; Bivalvia; Ostreida; Ostreidae
Product: polycomb complex protein BMI-1-A-like
Exons: 10
Coding region: 116-1381 (421 amino acids)
Biological process (GO): negative regulation of transcription by RNA polymerase II
Cellular component (GO): PRC1 complex
Molecular function (GO): promoter-specific chromatin binding
Source: RefSeq, a predicted model, not a curated record